UACAUACACACAUAACAAAUAAUUAAGUAUGAUUUCUGAAACUGGCGAAAUAGUGUUGGUAACUGGGGGCAGUGGUUUUAUAGGUCAACACAUUAUAAAACAACUGCUAAAAGAUCAACAUGAAUUGAAUAUCAAGGAAAUCCGAACUGUAGAUUUGGUGCCGUACAAAAAUAAGAUUGAUGAUGAGAAACAAAAUAUUCGAAUGUUUGUGGGAGAUAUCUGCGAACCGGAUGCAGUGGCGGAUGCUUUCAAAGGCGUCGAUACGGUGUUUCAUUGUGCCGCUUUGGUUAGUUUGCAAUAUCCACCCAACUACAGGCAAUUGGAUCGUGUUAAUGUAGAUGGUACCCGAGCCGUAGUUGAACUUUGUGUGGAACACAAUAUUAAACGCUUAAUUUAUACCAGUUGUGCCUCUGUGUGCAUGGUGCCAUUCAAGGGACACAGUACAUUCACAUUAGUUAUAAAUCAAACUGAAUCGAAAGCUCCUACUCCUAAAUAUGAUGCACAAAAUCCUACCGAUUUUGACAAAAACUUCUUAAUACCCGGUUAUUCGUCGUCCAAAUUGCGUGCUGAAACAAUAAUACUCAAUUCGAAUGGAGCCAUGUUAAGCAAUCAAAAAGAUUAUUUGACCACUGCGGCCAUAAGGCCACCACUAACAUACGGCGAGGCCGAUGAACUCUUUGUGCCAAGUGUCCUUAAAUACCUAAGCAAACAUAAAUAUUCUUAUCCCAGAAUAGCAGGUGCAGGAGGCAAGCAGCAAAUAUCGUAUGCAGGAAACGUCGCUUGGAGUCAUAUUUGUGCUUAUAAAACUCUAAAGUCUAAUCCAAAAGCUAUUGCUGGCCUACCUGUUUUCGUUACCGACGAUACCCCCAUAAAUGACAUUUCAAGAUUUAUACAAAAAAUGGCUUUGUUGGGGGGCAACUUCAAAGUUCGCCAUACAUCAUGGUAUUUGCCUCACUUUUUAUUCUUCUUUAUGUCGCUGUUGACGGAAUUAUUUCUCAGAGCUUUAGCUCCAGUUAAAGACAUGUCUCUGAAAUUUUCUCUUCGUGCUAUUAGUUCUUUCACUGCCUCUGUUAUGAUGUUUAAUCGUCUGAGAGCUGCCAUUCAUAUGGAUUAUGUGCCGUUAAUUGAAGUGGAAACUUCUUUGCAAAAGAGUGCUAACUGGUAUUCCAAAUGGUGGGAAGAGAAUAUCUCAAAAGCAACUGUUAAAGCUAAAACGAAUUAGAGCGAAAGCCGAAUUGUUUUUAGUUUAAACAGAAAUAAUUACUAAAAGAAGUUGUUGGUGUUUGUAUUGUUACUUUUACGUUUUUUUAUAUGUUCAUAUGUUUAAUAUAUUGUAAUAAAAAUUGGAUAAAAAAAUGUUAAACAA
This is a messenger RNA of Calliphora vicina (urban bluebottle blowfly), 1366 nucleotides long. Its product is annotated as sterol-4-alpha-carboxylate 3-dehydrogenase, decarboxylating-like. Gene Ontology annotation, molecular function: 3-beta-hydroxy-Delta5-steroid dehydrogenase (NAD+) activity. Gene Ontology annotation, biological process: steroid biosynthetic process. The transcript is spliced from 4 exons. Bases 29 to 1222 code for a protein of 397 amino acids. NCBI's taxonomy places the organism in Eukaryota, Metazoa, Arthropoda, Insecta, Diptera, Calliphoridae. The record is from RefSeq and is a predicted model, not a curated record.